Guillardia theta CCMP2712 is the source of this 1023-nucleotide messenger RNA. RefSeq lists its product as hypothetical. The record is from RefSeq and is a predicted model, not a curated record. The coding region runs from base 1 to 1023 and encodes 340 amino acids. The transcript is spliced from 8 exons. Lineage: Eukaryota; Cryptophyceae; Pyrenomonadales; Geminigeraceae.
AUGAUGAAGAGAGAGAAAGAAUUGUCUAUUGAAGCGUACAGAGCAAAGUUCAAACCCCCACCGCUCGCGACGCAUAUUCUGAGCCAUGUAUUGCCAGAGGCCCAUCAUUCGAUCCUGACCCAGUACGACCUUCUCGGGAGCAAUCACGAGCAUGCUGCAAAUUCCAGCCGCUCAUGCGGCUCCCAGACUGGUUCGUUCGCUCGACCGAGCAUGAAGCUGAUGCACACAGGCAGGUUGGCAUCGCAUGCCAACGACAUCAUCAUGUCAGCGCCUGCCAUCGGCUCUAGCGGCGAGCUCACACUCAGCACAACAAGACUGGAUCACAGCAACCUUUCCGUCGAAGUUUCACACACUGAGACGGAGUGGAUGAAUCUUGCUGAUCCUCUUGAAAGAAAUGCGGUGGUACAGGAAAGGGAUGAAGCAAGCGGAACGAAAGAUUCCGAGCCUUUCUUGAAUGGCGUGCCGCAUCCUGGAGAGAGUUCCUCUGCAUCAUCCAUGUUCCAUCUAUCACAAGGACUUGCACAAACGCCUGACAUUUCUCAUUCAAGGUUGAGGUCCUUCCAGAAACACAGCAGAAAGAAAAUGGACGAUCUUUUCCCGUUUGUCUCUCCUAUCCGAUAUCGGCACAUGUCCCUUAGCAGGCGCCUUGAAUUUGGGAGCGCUCCAGACCUCACGACCCUGAAAGGAGCCAUCGAGCCAAGUGAGAAAGAUGUGCCGGAGAAACCAAGUUCCACGGACGAUAGGGUCAAGAAUCUACUUGCAGAGCAUGAAAGCCACUCCAAGCGGAUCUCAAGACAACUGACCGACGUUCAUCGCCCGGUGUACUUGGCGCCUCUGCAUAUCUACGAAGGAUUUUCCCUUGAUGUGAAUCAGAGCAACUCUCGUGCUCAUCGAGAGAUGAGAGGAACCUCUGUGCCCGGAGAUUCCCCGGAUGGUUCGAAUGAAGACCGACCUUCAGCAGAUCAUUUCUCCCAACUUUCUCGGUCUGAAUGUUUCAUCCUUGCACAGAGCACGAGGAGGUGA